AGGCCUUUAGGGAACGACGAUCGGUUCGCAGGUGUCGCGUCCACCACCUUGACCGUCGUUUGUAUUUUUAAAUGUACUCUAUGCCAUUUGGACGACUCGAAAAUAGUCGCCAUCCUCGCCCACUGGCACACAGUGUCUCCGUAGACGGCGGACCGCGAGAUUCUGCGUUCCCGUCCUCGAGGUUCAACAUUAAAAUUCCGUGAUUCGCGGGAAAGUACACUUUUUUUUUUUCCUUCUCUUUUUUAUGCGAAGAUUUUACCGAAUUCGAGUUUGUAACGUCGAUAACAGGACGCGGGGUAAUUCGACCGGAAAUUAAUUACCAAUCAUCAGUCAACGGGUUAUUCUUCGAGCCUGGUAAUUUGGAAAAUCCUAUAAUGUGCUCGUGAUGGAGAAACGUGGAGUAGUAUUUCAAGGGGGUCCCGGAUAUCUGAAGCGUGCGAACAGUGAUCGGCUCUAUGAAAUCUUCAACCAGUAUGCCUCGCAGGAGAAGGAUGGCGAGAGAUUCAUGACCCCUUGCGACUUUGUACGAACUUACCUUGGCCUUUACAAGGAUGCCGAUUACAAUCCCGAUUCCGUCAGACUCCUCGCUGGCAUCGUCGACACCAGCAAAGAUGGGCUCAUCUCGUUCACCGAAUUUCAGGCGUUCGAGGGCCUCCUCUGCGUGCCGGACGCCCUCUAUAAGACUGCCUUCCAACUAUUCGACACUAAUGGAAAUGGAAUGGUUGCGUUUGACGAGUUCGCUGAGGUGAUGAAGAAGACCGUUCUGCACCAAAGGAUGCCGUUCAACAUGGAGAGCAGUUUUAUCAAGCUGUACUUCGGGAAGGACAAGAAGAGACUCAUUAGCUAUGCAGAAUUCAGUCAGUUCCUUCACGACUUCCACGAGGAGUACGCGACGGAGGCCUUCAAGAAAUUCGACAAGGAGGGCACGGGUUUCAUCUCGGCGAUGGACUUCCACGAGAUCAUGCUUAGUAUUAAGAGCCAUCUGCUCACCAAGGAGGUGAAACGAAAUCUCGUCGCGGCAGUGAAUAUCGGUCAGUCCGGGAGGAAAGUAAGUUUUCCGUACUUCAUGGCGUUUAACUCGCUACUCAAUAACAUGGAGCUGAUCAAACGUAUCUACCUGAAUGCAACCAACGGCCACAGGAAUCAGGAAGUCACCAAAGAGGAGUUCCUCCAUUCGGCGCAGAUGAUGUCGCAGAUCACGCCCUUGGAGGUGGACAUCCUCUUCCACCUGUGCGACCUGCUCCACCAGACCGGGAAAAUCGUCUACAACGACCUCGUGGUGAUCACGCCGGAGCAGUAUUUCAAGCAGAUCACUAAACGACUGGCGGAGAUCAAAGCCGUGUCGAGCCCGGAGGAACGUGGCGUGUUCAUCCAAAUCCUGGAGAGCGGCUAUCGGUUUGUACUUGGUUCCGUUGGAGGAGCCGUCGGAGCCACGGCGGUCUAUCCGAUAGAUCUGGUGAAGACUCGAAUGCAAAACCAGAGGACGGGCUCCUUCAUCGGCGAACUCAUGUACAAGAAUAGCAUUGACUGUUGCAAAAAGGUCAUCCGACACGAGGGCUUCUUCGGGCUCUACAGAGGACUGGUGCCUCAGUUGAUGGGAGUCGCCCCUGAAAAGGCGAUCAAGCUCACCGUAAACGACUUCGUGCGCGACAAGUUCAUGGACAAGAAUGGAAACCUCCCGUUGGCCGGGGAGAUCAUCUCCGGGGCUUGCGCCGGAGGCUCGCAGGUGAUCUUCACGAAUCCCCUGGAAAUAGUGAAGAUACGACUCCAGGUCGCCGGAGAGAUAGCUGGAGGGUCCAAGGUCAAGGCGUGGUCGGUGGUCAAGGAGCUGGGUCUCUUCGGGCUUUACAAGGGGGCUAGAGCUUGCUUUUUACGAGACGUACCGUUCAGUGCGAUAUACUUCCCCAUGUAUGCGCACACGAAAGCACAAAUGGCCGACGAGGGAGGGUACAACACCCCGUUGUCGCUCCUCGCUUCUGGGGCCAUCGCUGGAGUACCUGCGGCUGCUCUGGUUACACCUGCUGACGUCAUCAAGACUAGAUUACAGGUCGUCGCGAGGCAAGGCCAGACGACGUACAAUGGACUCGUGGACUGUGCACGAAAGAUUUACAAGGAGGAGGGUGCGAGAGCUUUCUGGAAAGGCGCAUCAGCUCGAGUAUUCAGAUCGUCCCCCCAAUUCGGAGUCACCCUGUUCACCUACGAAUUACUGCAAAGGCUGUUCGUCGUCGAUUUUGGAGGAUCCCGGCCAACCGGCUCGGAGCAGAAGGUCCCCGUCAUGGGAGUGGCGGACGAGAUUCGUUCUACCAACCCGGACCACAUCGGUGGCUAUCAAGUAGCUCUGCCCAUCUUCACAGGGAUCGAGACCAAGUUCGGUCUCUGCUUGCCCAAGUUCCAGGCGGCUAUUGGGCAUUAACAUCGUGCUAGGUGCUGCUAGAGGAGCUUUUAGCGACCUAGACCUCCCAGUAGUGUAUCUAUUUGCCGCCAGGGCGGCCCUAAAUCGGCCGAGCUAGGCGAAUCUCGCAACUACCGAACUGCGUCGGUCAUCGCGGAAGUAUCUCGGCAGAGCAACUCGGAGACGUCGCUAUUCCCCGGAUUCCUAGCUAGAAGAGCUCCCAGAAGAGUUUACAAUGUUCGGCUAUGAUUGGCGGUAGAGUUCGCUCGCGAUAACGCUAUGAUAAGACCUGCGAUGAAGAGAGACGGUUCGCCCUAUCUGGAGUUUAAUUAGAAUCGAGAAUUUGUUCAUUUAAGAAAUUAUGCGAUCCUAGGCCGAGAGAGACAGGUCUUAGGGUCUCUGGAAUUUAAUUCAAGCCGAUGAUUUCUUCAUUUCCUACCUCGUACAAUUUAAUCCGGAGGAAGACAGGUCGCAGAGUUUGUGGAAAUCUUUAAAGCCGUCUCUCGAUUCAUCUCUGGUAGAACCUCGUUUCCAUCAACGUUCGAUAAAAAAGAUAAACAACGUCGACACUCCUGAUGAGGCCAACGAAGUACAAAAUGGUUCCAAGGGAUUACGAGUACCCACUGACGUUCGUAAUUGUAAUACGGAUCGAUGUAUCAUGGUAUUGCGAUAGGGAAGAGCGUCGUUUACGGUAUUUGCAAUUUUCUUCAUGUGAAAGGUGCAAAUAGGUCGGCAUUCCUCGAUUGAACACGCGAAUUAUAUAUUUUAGCGCGUUUAAUUGCAAUUUUAUGACUACAUCGUCCGACUCCGAUGUCGGUUUUCGUAUCUGCGAACAUGGGCGAGUUUUUUUUUCUUUUUCUUCUUUUCGAGUACGCGAAGAGUUCGAAGCGAGUCCAACUGCGUUUCUUUUAAAGGCUGAGAACACCAAUCUGUCCUCGAUUAAUUGUUCGAUAAUGGCACACUCGCUAAUGCAACAUUUCCGUCUGCAAUUCUCCUCGCUCGAGUGGAUUCUUUCAAGUUCGUGCGGUCGCCAUUUUCAAAUGUGGCGCCAUCUGUCCGGCGCUCUGGUGCGAUAGUCAAGGGAAUAAUUGAAAUGGUUUUGCGAGUGUAGCUCCUUUAUGUAUGUCGAAAAAAAAAAAAAAAAAUUGUAACGUGUAAUUUUCUAUGUGACAAUGCAGCAGCGAUCGCACGAAUUUGUCAUAUCUUCGAUCCUUAAGCGUGGGCUUUAACUUUUGUAGAGCUUGGUCGUCGACAAUGCGACGUAACAAAGGAAUCUCGCAAGUGCACGCUUUUUUACCUCCCAAAACGUCCGAAAUAGAAACGAGGGCUGUGUUUAUCCUCCGAGAGAUGAAUGUGUAUCCGUGCAUAAUUAAACAAUUGCCAAUAGACGAGGUAAAUUUCGCGGCAUCUUAUCGGAACCUUUAUCAGCCAAAGAGGCGCUCCUCUUGCGCGACCUUUUCAAGGAGACGCGGAAGUGGCGUCGAAGGUCUCGUUUAUUAAGCCUUGAAUAUUCUAAGACCUUGUACGCUUAAAAGUAAAGCAGAUUUGCAUCGAUAACGCGAUAUGCAAUUUUAAUUUCAAUUUAUGCUCCGAACAAAAUUAUUCCAUUAUUUUAGAAAUGGCGCAACGACAUUUCCCUUCGUAAAUUGCUCAGUUAUCAGAAAUUGGAGGCGUUGUAUUGUUUCUUUCUUUUAUANUAUAUAUAUCUUGUUUGGUAAUUUCUUUCCCUUCUUUUCUUUUUAUUUUGGAUCCUCGUACUAAACCGAUCGACGUACUGAAAUCAGAGGGAAACAAACGGCCACGCAAUUGCACAAAGUAUAAGCAAGCGAGGAAUAAAUCUAUUUUACGAAGCAUUACGAAUUUCCAAUAAUCGAUGCGUUAGUUUUCAACUAGUUAUCGUUGGUCUCGGCUCGUUGGCAUAUUAGGGAAUUUUUCUUAAACGAUAUCGCGACAUGCUUAAACUAUAAAACAAGGCGCAAUUAAUUUUUCCGCGUCUUGUAUGUGGUCUAAUCACUGAUAGAACUCGGCAGAGUUUCCAGCCAAAUAUAUUUGUGCGAUCAUGUCAUAGAUGUUACACCGGACAUUGAAACAGUAAUUUGAAACGUUCGUUUAAUAAAUAAUUCUGGGUAGGAAAAUAUAAAUAUAUCUUUUUAUUCAAUUUAAAGAGAGGUUUAAUGAAAAUUCCUUAAUGGCCGACGUUCUAUACGAUCUGUGAUUAAAAUCGAGAAUCUUGUUAUAUCGAAGGCUCCUAGAUUGUAAGUUUAUCAAUUUGACUUUCAUCUACACUACCCAGCCGUAAUCUUUGAUAAUCUAGAUUUACCUCAUUGCGAAUUGUAAAGAUAUAUAUAUAUAUACACACACACGUAUACAGAACUGUAAAUCAAAACUUAACUGUGAAUAUCUAUACUGCUGUGCAUACAUUUUAAAAUAGAAAUAAAUACUAUUUAAGCGA
Molecule: messenger RNA, 4844 nt
Organism: Orussus abietinus
Lineage: Eukaryota; Metazoa; Arthropoda; Insecta; Hymenoptera; Orussidae
Gene: aralar1
Product: calcium-binding mitochondrial carrier protein Aralar1
Exons: 18
Coding region: 386-2413 (675 amino acids)
Biological process (GO): malate-aspartate shuttle; aspartate transmembrane transport; L-glutamate transmembrane transport
Molecular function (GO): L-aspartate transmembrane transporter activity; L-glutamate transmembrane transporter activity; calcium ion binding
Source: RefSeq, a predicted model, not a curated record